AUGGAUGCCAUCAAAGGUCUUAUCGCCAAUGUCCCAGACUGGGUCAAGCGCCUGGACGAGCUGAAAGGGCAGAUCGACCAGCGUCAGCUAGAGCUCGCACGCGUCGAGCUCGAGCUCUCCCCAACAUCAAGUCCCAGCCGCACCAAAUCCAUCCGCAACAAGGGGUCCACCGAGUCUUUGAAGCCAAACAACGAAGCGGCAGCAUGGGGCGAAGAUAAAGGCCCCAUAGCCGGACCGCACGUGGACGUCGAUACCGGUGCUGAUGCCGAUGUCAAGCCCAGGUCCCCAUUAGCGCCGCAUUUCAAGGUGCCUGGCGACCUCACAGCUGUCUCGGCUCUUCAGCACCAGACCAACCAGGUGAUGAAAGUAGCGCAGGCCAAGGCACGUGCUACCUUGCGCAAGCGCGAUAGGCGGAGCGACUCCAUUGCGAGUGCUGAGAAAGGUCCCAGCAAGUACCGCACCCGCAGCAUGAUCAUUGUCUAUUAUGACAGCUACGUGCAGUCAUUCUUUGAAGAGCUUGUCAAGUUUGUCUCUGCGUCACGAAACAUGAUGCGCAAGGCCAAGAUGGCUGCCAAAGUGGCGCAAAUCAAGCGUUUGGCCGACCUAGAAGUGCCCGAUGUGGACGACGACAAAAAUGCCGCAGCUGCCCAGGCAGCUGCCACGGGAAAUGGACAGGACUAUAUCAUCAAGGCAGCUGCCCCUUCAGCUGCCGAUGAGUCUUUGCUGAAGCUAAACUACGUCAGCACGCGGCACAUGCGGGGCCCAGGAGCCGCGACAGGCGGCCGGCCGAUGUUUUCAAGAGCCGGGCGCUCGUCGCUUGCAGGCGGGCCUCAGGCACCGGAUGUGUAUGACGAGCUUGACAAGGGGCUAGAGUUUGUGCAGUCAACAUGCGAGCACGCAGCACACCAAUUCUUGCGGGAUGGAGACUGUUUCGACGAGAUCGAAAAAGUGAAGAACCGGCUGGCCACAACGAAAGAGUUGGCGGACCGUGAAAUGGAGCGCAUCAAGAAGGAGGACCCCGAUGCUCUCAAGCAGUCGGUCGAGCCGCCCAAGUCGAGAAGCUUCCGACCGCAGCACAUGCGCAAAGGCCUCUCGGUUGCGAAAGAUGCACUUCCUUCGGCUGCUACUGGCGCAGCUGAUGCUACGGUGGCAAUCGAGGUGGACGAAGGCAUUGAAGACAUGGACGAAGACUCGCCGAAGCCGGCAUACAAGCCAUCGACGCCGAGAUGA
Grosmannia clavigera kw1407 is the source of this 1230-nucleotide messenger RNA. RefSeq lists its product as uncharacterized. NCBI's taxonomy places the organism in Eukaryota, Fungi, Ascomycota, Sordariomycetes, Ophiostomatales, Ophiostomataceae. The record is from RefSeq and is a predicted model, not a curated record. The coding region runs from base 1 to 1230 and encodes 409 amino acids. The transcript has a single exon.